CGAAUAAUGUUAGUCACUUUGUUCCUACUCAUCACAUUAAUUUCUUAUCCAACUGUGUAUGCACUUGCGAGCAACCAUAGAACAACUGUGGCCAAUAACAAUGCCAGUGAAUUGAGGUCAUCAUCAAAUCUCCUGAACUGGAGAAACACAAUAUCACAAUGUGUUCGAUUGUAUACGGGACCAAAUCAACUUGGUGAUUGGUUCGAUAUAUGUGAUAGUAAUGAGCUACUCUCAUCCAUAUUUGUUUGGAGGGCACAAUCGAUGUGUACAUCUGUAAAUACGAAUCCAAUCAGAAAGAUAUAUUGGCUGAUAUAUGAACGAUCCCAUUUUACAGGACCUUACAUACUACUCGGUCCCAGUAGAUGCAUUGACGAUAUACGUCAGUAUAAAUUUUUGGCGACUACGUCAAUUCUCAUCUGUGUAGAAAUUGUACGAGCGAAACUGGAUGUUCUCGUUUCAUGUCAAUAUCCAAAACGACCGUGGAGGGAAUUUUUCCAAGUAAACUGGCAUUCUGACAAUAAAGUAACAUCUAAGCAAUCUGUUACAGUUGGAAUGAAAUCAGCUGAUGAAGUGAAGGCUUCCUCUAUGGAAAAUAUUAAUAGUUUGGUAGAUCUACAGAAAAACAGUGUCAACAAUAAAUGACUUCAAAUACAA
Molecule: messenger RNA, 654 nt
Organism: Schistosoma rodhaini
Lineage: Eukaryota; Metazoa; Platyhelminthes; Trematoda; Strigeidida; Schistosomatidae
Source: the annotation of a GenBank genome assembly